AUGGGAAGGUCCCCAUGUUGUGAUGAUAAUGGCCUUAAGAAAGGACCUUGGACUACUGAAGAAGAUCAAAAGCUUGUUGAACACAUUCAACAACAUGGCCAUGGAAGUUGGAGAGCACUCCCUAAUCUAGCAGGUCUUAAUAGAUGUGGAAAGAGUUGUAGGCUAAGGUGGACAAAUUAUUUAAGGCCUGAUAUUAAGAGAGGAAAAUUUUCUCAAGAAGAAGAACAAACAAUUCUUCAUCUUCAUUCAAUCCUCGGAAACAAAUGGUCUGCAAUUGCGACCCAUCUACCUGGAAGAACCGAUAACGAGAUAAAGAAUUUCUGGAACACGCAUUUGAAGAAAAAGUUGAUUCAAAUGGGUUUUGAUCCAAUGACUCACCAACCAAGAACCGAUCUUGUUUCGACUUUGCCAUAUCUAUUAGCUUUAGCAAACAUGACAGAUCUUAUGGAUCAUCAGCAAACAUCAUCAUGGGAUGCAAUGAGUAGUUUACAAGCAGAUGCAGUUCAUGUUGCAAAACUUCAAUGCCUUCAUUAUUUACUCCAAUCUUCAAAUAUUAAUAAUUCAUAUGACCAAAAUGCCAUCAGCAUCACAAACAUGGUUUCACAACAACAACAAGAACAAGAACCUUUAUGUUUGUUAAACUCAAUAUCUAAUGUGAAACAAAACACAAUAAUUGAUGCUGAUAGUACUCAUGCAGCCUCAUUUUCUCAACCACUCCCCCACCAAAGUAUGAUACCUCAACACUUUUUAGACCCACCACAAGUCUCUUUCACUUCACAAUCAUGUUUGAAUAAUAAACAGGGUCAAAAUGGUACUAUUACAAACUUUGCAACACUUGAUGAAACAUCAUGGAUUAAUAAUGUUCCUUGUUCUGCUCCAAUAUCAAUUAUUCCUCCAGAUGCCAGCAGCAGCACUUCUAGCUAUGGAGGAGGAGGAGGAGGACCAUCUGCAACAGCUUAUUGGUCUGAACUUUUUUUUGAGGACCCCAUUAUGCAUGAUUUAUCUUAG
Vicia faba (fava bean) is the source of this 1008-nucleotide messenger RNA. The record is from the annotation of a GenBank genome assembly. Lineage: Eukaryota; Viridiplantae; Streptophyta; Magnoliopsida; Fabales; Fabaceae.